This is a messenger RNA of Cercospora beticola, 1219 nucleotides long. RefSeq names its product carbon-nitrogen hydrolase family protein. The record is from RefSeq and is a predicted model, not a curated record. Gene Ontology annotation, molecular function: cyanide hydratase activity. Gene Ontology annotation, biological process: cyanide catabolic process. NCBI's taxonomy places the organism in Eukaryota, Fungi, Ascomycota, Dothideomycetes, Mycosphaerellales, Mycosphaerellaceae.
CCCAUUUAUUCGCAUCGUCUCUAUCAAAUCGUCGUCUACAGACCUCUAACACGCCCACCACCAUGGUCGCAACAAUCAUGAAAUACAAGGCUGCAGCGGUCAACGCCGAGCCAGGCUGGCUCAAUCUCGAGCUAUCCGUUCAAAAGACUAUCCAUUGGAUCAAUGAAGCAGGCAAAGCAGGCUGCAAGCUCAUCGCCUUCCCAGAGCUCUGGAUCCCAGGCUACCCAUACUGGAUGUGGCGCGUCAGCUACCAGGAAAGCCUCCCUCUGUUGAAGAAGUACCGCGAAAACAGUCUUGCUUCCGACUCCCCAGAGAUGCACCGUAUCCGCAAGGCCGCCAAAGAGAAUGAUAUCUUUGUCUCCCUAGGCUACUCCGAGCUGGAUCUCAACAGCCUCUACACAACACAGGUCAUGAUCGACCGUCGCGGCAACGUCAUUAAUCACCGCCGCAAGAUCCGCGCAACCCAUGUCGAGCGUCUCGUCUUCGGCGACGGCACCGGUGAUACUACCUCCAUGGUCGUUGACACCGAGAUCGGUCGCAUCGGCCACCUCAACUGCUGGGAAAACAUGAAUCCCUUCCUCAAGUCCUAUGCCGUCUCACUCGGUGAACAAGUUCACGUUGCCGCUUGGCCACUGUACCCUCACGCCGAUACUCUCAAGUACCCAGACCCUUACACCAACAUCAGCGAUGCCAAUGCUGAUAUCGUGACUCCGGCCUACGCCAUCGAGACUGGCUCCUUCACUCUCGCUCCUUUCCAGAUGAUCUCUGCAGAGGGUGUCAAGCUCCAGACCCCACCUGGACGUGAGCCUGAAGAUAACCAUAUCUACAACGGCAACACACGAAUCUACGGUCCAGACGGCCAGGGUCUGAUUAAGCGACCUGCAGAAGAUUUCGAAGGACUGGUGUUUGUGGACAUUGACCUUGAUGAGACACAUCUAAGCAAAGCUUUGAAUGACUUCGGGGGACAUUACAUGCGGCCAGAUCUGAUCAGACUGGUAGUCGAUACGGACAGGAAGAACUCAGUUAGUAAAGUCACUGGGUCGGGUACUCACGAAAUCAUCUCGACGCUGGAGAGAGUUGGCUUGAACAAGCCACUUGAAGAGACUGAUGUUGAAGAGAAGCAGUGAAGCACCUCGGAGGAUGAAGAGGAUGCUCGAAGUGGUAGACUAAAGUGGAAAGGUAGAUAGCUGUACAUUAUCCCAACUCUUUCAAUCACGAC